AUGGAUUCCGAACACCGCAAAAUUGAACUCCAAUCCCCGACAGACCUCACCUAUCUAACUUCAAAAAUCCGCACUGCCGCCCGCCAAAAACUCGACCUUCACCUGCCCCCCGUCUCCGACACUAGUGAGCCUGACGAACUGCGACGCAACGUUGAAGAACUAGUCGAAGCAUUUGUCGCCCAAGUUCUACAAGGCAUGCGGCAUAACAUUAGUAUAAAUGGCAUCGACGUUAUCGCGCGCGGCCGCUCUGGCGAUGAAGACGAGCGCGGCGAGAAAAUAAAAGGGAUACUAUCUGCCGACAACGAAGGCGAGUCGCUCGUUGAAAAAGAAGAAUUCGAGCCUUUUGACGACAAGUUGCGGGGUCAGCUAUCGAGUACGGUAGCGAAGCGUGAUGCACUUAUUGCAAAGAUCUCACAGCAUAGGAGGACAACGCCAAAGGCGGCGGCAGACGCGUUUCAGGAGCAGUUUGAGCAGGAGAAUAGGGAGAUAGAGGAGAAGAUUAGGGGUAUAGUUAAAGGCGCUGAGGUACUGGGUGUGGCGGAUGUGGCGGAUGUUGAGGCGAAUAUGAGACAGGAAGAGGUAGAGAAGAAUUGGGAGCGGGCGGUUGAAGGACUACAAAGGCUGAAUAAGGGGUUGCCGGAGACCAUGGCAAGGUUGGAAAGGGCGGGGGAUGUGGCGGGGUAUCUAGGGAAAAAGUAG
Molecule: messenger RNA, 699 nt
Organism: Pyrenophora tritici-repentis Pt-1C-BFP
Lineage: Eukaryota; Fungi; Ascomycota; Dothideomycetes; Pleosporales; Pleosporaceae
Biological process (GO): mitotic sister chromatid segregation
Cellular component (GO): MIS12/MIND type complex; kinetochore
Source: RefSeq, a predicted model, not a curated record